This is a messenger RNA of Candoia aspera, 1512 nucleotides long. RefSeq names its product ST8 alpha-N-acetyl-neuraminide alpha-2,8-sialyltransferase 2 (gene ST8SIA2). NCBI's taxonomy places the organism in Eukaryota, Metazoa, Chordata, Lepidosauria, Squamata, Candoiidae. The transcript has 5 exons. Gene Ontology annotation, molecular function: alpha-N-acetylneuraminate alpha-2,8-sialyltransferase activity. Gene Ontology annotation, biological process: N-glycan processing; oligosaccharide metabolic process. The annotation marks the transcript as partial. The record is from RefSeq and is a predicted model, not a curated record.
UCUCUGGUCCACAGUGCAGAAGGAAUCACCGUGAGCACUGAGCAGUUGAUAAAUAAUGCAUUUCCUUUGUUUUGCAGAAAUUCUGGAGGCCGAGGUGCAGCCCGAUCAGCAGUGAGCAGUUUACAUAGCAAAUCUAAUAGAACCGAAGUGACAGUAAAUGGUUCUUCAUCUCCAGCUGUUGUUGAGCAAAGUAAUGAAAGCAUUAAGCGCCGUGACAAGACAGUUCCAUCCCAGUGGAUACACAAUCAGACGCUGUCACUGACCAUCAGAAAACACAUCCUGAAGUUUUUGGAUGCUGAGAAAGACAUCUCGAUGCUCAAGGGAACUCUGAAACCGGGAGACAUCAUCCACUAUGUGUUUGACAGGGACAGCACCAUGAAUGUUUCCCAAAAUCUCUAUGCCCUCUUACCAAGGACAUCCCCACUGAAGGGCAAAUACUAUCGGACCUGUGCCAUUGUGGGGAAUUCAGGCAUCCUGCUGAACAGCGGCUGCGGCAAGGAAAUUGACACCCAUAGCUUUGUGAUAAGAUGCAAUCUAGCCCCAGUGCAGGAGUAUACCCGUGAUGUUGGAAUGAAGACUGAUCUGGUCACUAUGAACCCUUCCGUCAUCCAUCGCGCCUUUGAAGACCUGGUGAAUGACACUUGGCGGGAGAAGCUGCUUCAGCGCCUUCAUAGCCUCAAUGGCAGCAUCCUUUGGAUCCCAGCAUUCAUGGCCAAAGGGGGCAAGGAACGGGUUGAGUGGGUCAACGAACUCAUCCUCAAGCAUCACAUCAAUGUCCGCACCGCCUACCCAUCUCUGCGACUGUUGCAUGCUGUCCGAGGGUAUUGGCUGACGAACAAAGUGUACAUCAAGCGCCCAACCACUGGCUUAUUGAUGUAUACCCUGGCAACUCGCUUCUGCAACCGGAUUUACCUCUACGGCUUCUGGCCAUUUCCCCAGGGACCAGACCAAAACCCUGUUAAGUACCAUUACUAUGACAGCCUGAAAUACGGCUACAUGUCCCAGGCCAGUCCUCACACCAUGCCCUUGGAAUUCAAAGCGUUGAAGGUCCUGCACCACCAGGGAGCCUUAAAACUCACAGUUGGGCCCUGCGAUGGAGCCACGUAAAAAGAGGCUUCUGCCAAGCCACUUUCCUGGAGUCUGUGCCCCAUGGGAGGAUUGGGGAGGGGAGGCCGGGAGGAGUGGUAGGUGGUGAGGUGGGUUUUCUUGGUUUGGGAGAACAGCACAGACAUGGCCACAAGGGCUCUGCGUUGAAGUGGACCCAGCAUUUGGUGCAAGGAACAGAAGAGCUGGGGAAGAACCCUUAGAGAAGAUGGCCUUUGUCCUUCCCAGGCCUGGAAGCCACUGUGAUUUGUAUGGGUACUUUAGUUUGACAACUCAGUGUUAGGCCAGAUGUUGUGCAUGGUCUAGAAUUGGUAGGUAGGGCCGGUUUGGCCAAGAAAGCCGGGCGUUUCCCGGUUCGUGUUGUGUUCUUGGCUUAGUGGAUAUAGGGGUAGGGAUUAAAACUUAGAG